UUGACUGGUUAAGAAAAUGAAAUGAGAAUGUAGCGUUUUAAAUUUUAAAUAACUCAACCUAGCAUGUUAUAUUUGCGAAGUGAAUGUGACGUGAUGCUCAUAAUGUCCAAAUGAUGAAUGCUGUAUUUGCAGAGAAUGCUCAAAGACUAAAACAGAUUUUGGAAUACGCUUACAAUAAGACUGACUAUCGAAGAGAAUGCCACAGUGAGAUGAUAAUGGACACACAAGCCGUCUAUAUGGAUUUGACUUUGUGCGAAAAAGCACAUGAUGGUUCAGGCAACGGGAUGAAUUACUCGAACGUGGAAGAGUUUGUACGUGACAAUACGAGUAGACUGACCAUCAUUCUCGGGGAAGCUGGCGCAGGGAAGACUACAAAUUGCAAACAAAUUGCCGUCACGUGGGCAGAGGGAAGGUUGGAAGAGUAUCAAUUGGUUAUACACCUCAAUCUCCGUGAAAUUUCUAAAGGCGAGACUCUUGGAUGCACGAUCAGGAAACAGCUCCUUCCAAUAAAACAAGAGCUCACGGAAGAUGAGAUAAUUCAAGCUAUAGAAUCGGUUGAAGAGAAGACACUGUUUAUUUUGGAUGGGUAUGAUGAGUACCCACACAUGGAGAAACAAUCAGCAGAAGGCAACAUUUCUAAUCUCAUCAGGCAAAAUUACCUUCCUAAAAGCCGCAUUAUCCUCAACUCGAGGCCAUGGAGAGUCCGUGACGUUGAAUUGUUUGCAGAGAAGAAGAUUCAUGUGGAUAGUUUGAGUCGUGACGAUUCACAGCUGCUGAUUGUAAAAGUUAUGUCGACAUCUUCUCUCGACAUUGACAAUGCCAAGAAACAGAUCAACCACUAUCUGUGUCAAGACCUCUUAGACGAGCUAAUCAAAAGGCCUUUCAAUGCAACAUUGUUAGGUCUAAUCCUGAAAGAUGAAGAUCAUGAUCUUUCCGAGAGGAAACCACAGACCAAUGCCUAUGACUUAAUGAUAAGUCACAAGAUUCAACAGUACAUUCAAAAGUAUAACCUCUCUCUUUCCAAUAAGGAGCAACAGGAGCUCUGCAAUGAUAUUGGAAAAAUUGCAUUCAAAGGUAUUUUGGAAAAAAGACAAAAAUUCAACAGAGAUGAUUUUAAGGAUGUGAAUAUUGAUCAUUCACUGAAACUCGAUCUAAUACGAGAAGAAGGGAAUCCAUUUAAUAAACAGGAACAAAAAUACUCCAUUAUUAGCUGCGAGUAUCUUGCCGGCAGGUACCUUGAUAAUGUUUUGUCUUCUGACCGAAAUGUUGCUAAAUCAACAGAAAGGAAAAUCCAAUCUCUUAUUUCCCAGGAAAAUGUGACAGAAAAUAAAAAACUACUCCUCUUCGCCAGUGCCUCCGAUAAAGCCUUGAAAGUAAUUUUGGAGAAGCUACUUCGCGUAUUAAAACAUGAGCACGAGGGGACAAAGAAGACCGAAAUUCUGCUCUUCUGUUGCCAAGUUAUCUACGAGUCUCAGUCAAAGGGGAAAAUGAGGGCAUUGUGCCAGAAGAUUUUCAAUAAGCAAAAGCUACAGCUUACUUAUGGGCACCUCAAUAGCGAAUUGAUUCGGGCCAUGUGGUACAUGCUGACCCACAUUCCAGAAUGCGUGAAGUGCCUGCACGAAGUAACGUUAGACCUCACCGAAGAUGUCCCUCUUGCCGACGACCAGAAAAUUGUGAAAAUAUCUAAGGAAGUAACGGAGAAAUUGUCCGACUGUAAACACAUCACUGUCCUCAAAGUCACUGAAGAUGGGGAAACUAAAUUCAACAUUCUUCACGAUAAGUUUAUUGAAAAUGGUACGGUGAUAGACUAUGAUUCAACAACGAUUCGCAAGGGGCAGGAAUGCUUCAUGACAAAUAACCUGCUUCUCAACAUGAAGGAAUACGAAAAACUGUGCAAUAAAGUUGGAAAAACCACAUUGCAACGUUUUAUAAAACAUGGCACCACAGGCCCAUUCUUUAAAGACGAUUUUAAAAACGUCAAAAUUGAUCAUGCAAUACAACUGAAUAUAAUAGACGAAAGCCAGCAAGGUAGUGGAACUGAAAAAUAUUCGACUACCAAUCCAGAAAGUCUCAUGGGUGGGUAUCUUAAACAUGUCCUGACAUCUGGAGGAUUUUUUAGGAAAAGAUGGGCAAGAAGCAAACUGAAGUCCCUUGUCCCACAGGGAAAUUCGAAGCAAAAUGAAAAGCUUCUACUUUUUGCCAGUUCCUCCUCAGUCACUGUUUCAAAGGUCAUCCUGGAGUACCUUCUCAUUGCAUUAAAAGGGGAAAAAAUGGUCCUGAUGAAGUCCGAAAUCAUUCUCUUCUGCUGCAAGAUUAUCCGUGAGUCUCAGUCAAAAGACAAACUGAAGAAUACGUGCAAGGACAUUUUUAGUCAACAAAAUCUAAUGCUUACCUGUCGCCACUUAACUGAUCAUGCGAUCUUAAAAGAUCUACACUAUGUACUGAAUCACGUUCCAGAAUGCGUGAAGUGUCUGCAGGAGGUAACAGUGGACCUCAAUGUAGGAGUCGCUCCCGUGAAUGAUCAGGACAUAAUCGCGCUGUCACAAGCCGUGACUGGAUGUCUGGCCGAAUGCAAAAGCAUAACUAUUAUUCCGUCACGUGAAGAGAGAGGAAGUGAAAUGGGGAACAUUUUUCACACGGAGUUUAAAAACAAAGGUACAGUAUACGAAUGCAGUAAUACACAUACAAUAAUUUAUGUUGACAACAAUAGUGGUAUUAUACAGCCCCUUGUCAAUCCACUGCAGGAUGAAAGCCUCUCCACUCUGUGCAGUCUUAAGGACUGCUUAACCAUACGACACCAUGCUGGUCAGUGGGUGAAGCUUAAUAAAAGCCAUGCACCUGGGUCCAUAUGGCAGUUCACAAACCACAGUGCUACCACUCCACCCCUGUAUACAUUGACAAUAGAACACCAAUAUUUCGCACUCCAACGAUCCGCAAAUCCUAAAAUCCAUGGCGCCCCUACGGUUAGCAGCGACUCCCGUAAUCCGUGGGGGGCAGAGAUCCUGAAAUCUGCAAUUUUACCACGUAUGUAUUUUUUUGGAUACCAUUCGGGAGUGGCUAAUUCCUCCCAUAAAUAUGCGCCACGGAUUUUCAUUUUUUUAAGCGCUGCGCUCCUCAAAGACGCCGGGCCGACUUCUUCGUCUUGUGCAGCGGUGACUCUUUCAAAGCUUCAAACGAGCCGCCCUCGAGGCUUUAAUAUCAAAAGAAAGGCACUCUCUUCAUAGAGCCCUGCACAGAGACAGAGAACGAGAUUUUCAGACUAAUCUCUCUUAGCAUUGCCAGGCUCCGGGAAGGCGAAUAUUGUUGCUUUUUCUGUCAAUGCAACACGGGCUCUGUGUCUUGAGAGAGACGUAGCUGCUAAGGAACAAACAGAGCUGUUAUAGGGACAAGCGAAACUGCAGAGAGACGAAUCGUGGUACACUUGAAAUCACAUUUACAUUUUAUUUUGCUUAAUGUCAGACUGUACUGACAUGAUCUGUUGAGUCGUAAUAUAUGUUUCCAUCCUUUUGACUCCCAUGUCAACUCCCAAAAAUGCUACAUUUCUUUUCACGUAGACCCAUAUGGCACAUUUAUACAUUUGGCUCUCAGGAAACGAUGCGAAAUUCAUAUAUUUUUUGCUGAUUAAUGAAUUCGCAAAAGUCACGUUUUGCACUUAACCCCGAUAUCCGUGAUUUCAGAGGGGAUGAAUAGAGUCGUACGGCAGAUUCCCGCUCUGCACACUGCCCCGGCAACCUGAGUUUAGUUCUGGGCCACGGUCAAUAUUAGUGACGACGUCCUGGUAUGACAUUUUAAUGACACAUUUCAGGAUUAACCUUUGCGGUACAGCACAGAUUAUAGGAUCCGCAAGUAAAUUCCCGCAUAUUAUUGUGGGCUGUCUGAGUUCUGCUGUACUUUGCAGUUAAGGUGAAAACCUUACCCCCUCCCAACCUGGAAAUUCAAUGAAUUUCACCUCCGAUUAGCACGGUCGGCUACAUACGGUGCAAAAGAAGUUCAACAUAGAUACAUGUUUGAUGA
Molecule: messenger RNA, 4014 nt
Organism: Petromyzon marinus (sea lamprey)
Lineage: Eukaryota; Metazoa; Chordata; Hyperoartia; Petromyzontiformes; Petromyzontidae
Source: RefSeq, a predicted model, not a curated record